Messenger RNA from Tauraco erythrolophus (red-crested turaco), 1120 nucleotides. Lineage: Eukaryota; Metazoa; Chordata; Aves; Musophagiformes; Musophagidae. The record is from RefSeq and is a predicted model, not a curated record.
GUCUCCUCAGGCUAUUUCAGUUGUGCCUGGUGUGGAAGAGUAGCAUGGGGCUGAUCCAGAAGAACUGUUUACAAAACUGGAGAAAAUUGGUAAGGGCUCUUUUGGUGAAGUUUUUAAAGGAAUUGACAAUCGGACUCAGAAAGUGGUUGCUAUAAAAAUUAUUGACCUAGAAGAAGCAGAAGAUGAAAUAGAAGACAUCCAACAAGAAAUCACAGUGCUGAGUCAGUGUGACAGUCCAUAUGUAACUAAAUAUUAUGGAUCCUAUUUAAAGGAUACAAAAUUAUGGAUCAUAAUGGAAUAUCUGGGUGGAGGCUCUGCCCUUGAUCUAUUAGAACCUGGCUCACUUGAUGAAACCCAGAUUGCCACAAUAUUGAGGGAGAUACUCAAAGGACUUGAUUACUUGCAUUCAGAAAAGAAAAUCCACAGAGAUAUUAAAGCUGCUAAUGUAUUGCUGUCUGAACAAGGAGAAGUGAAACUAGCAGAUUUUGGAGUAGCAGGACAACUAACCGAUACACAAAUAAAGAGGAAUACUUUUGUGGGAACACCAUUUUGGAUGGCACCUGAAGUAAUAAAGCAAUCGGCAUAUGAUUCAAAGGCAGAUAUCUGGUCAUUAGGCAUAACAGCCAUAGAACUUGCAAAAGGAGAGCCACCUCAUUCAGAGUUACAUCCAAUGAAGGUUUUGUUCCUCAUUCCCAAGAACAAUCCACCAACGCUGGAAGGAAACUUCAGUAAAUCCCUCAAAGAAUUUGUUGAGGCCUGCUUAAACAAGGACCCAAGCUUUAGACCUACUGCAAAAGAGCUCUUAAAGCACAAAUUUAUUUUACGAAACUCAAAGAAAACUUCCUACUUGACUGACCUUAUUGACAGGCACAAGAGAUGGAAAUCUGAACAAAGUCAUGACGACUCCAGUUCUGAUGACUCUGAUACUGAACCAGAUGGCCAGGCUUCAGGUGGGAGUGAUUCAGGAGAGUGGAUCUUUACAAUAAGAGAAAAAGACCCCAAGAAUCUAGAGAAUGGAGCAGCCCAACCUUUGAUGUUGCAAAGAAAUAAGGAAAAGGAUAUCCCAAAGAGGCCUCUGUCCCAAUGUCUGUCUACAGUUAUAUCCCCUUUAUUUGCAGAG